Cottoperca gobio is the source of this 1081-nucleotide messenger RNA. RefSeq names its product transmembrane protein 69-like. The transcript has 3 exons. Lineage: Eukaryota; Metazoa; Chordata; Actinopteri; Perciformes; Bovichtidae. The record is from RefSeq and is a predicted model, not a curated record. The coding region runs from base 260 to 1006 and encodes 248 amino acids.
CUAUCUUGAAUAUAACUUAAUACCUUCCCCGCCACUGACAGCCAAACUAGUCGAUAUCCGAACCGUCUCAUUCAGAUUGAGAAUAUUAGAAAACAGGCAUUUAAUCGAAUACCGAUAGAAUGGCAGCCCGCAAACGACCUUUAGUUUAGCUAGUUAACGUUAACAUUGUAACAACUAAACAAACUCCCUGUAAUUCUGCCUGCAGUGGCCGUCAAACCAUUGAGUGACAAACAAUUAAAGGGUAACGUAUAGAUUGAAAAUGAUUAGAUUUGCAUCUGGAAGACGCACAAUGUCUGGGGUUUCAGUAUGGAGCUGUCUUCAGCCGAUAACCAGAGCCCCAAACUGCACAACAAAAGCUCAGCUGCUGUUUCACUCUCAGGUCUCCUCAGUGUUGAUGCCAUCCAGACUAACUCCCACCAACAGGUUGUUGAGCAUCAGGCCAGUGAGCUGGCCUACCUCACGUCUCUGCCACGGGGAUUCACGACGCACCUCAGAAACAGCAAACAGCAAAGGCGGUUUCAGUUUGAGGGCCCUCACCCAGGCUCCCAAACCCGCUCUUUACCUUGGUUUUUCUGGACUCAUCCCUUUUCUGUCUGCCCCUCUCCUGAUGGCUGCCACACAGUCCUUCUACCCUGAACUGGCAUAUGUUCAAGUGGUCUACGGAGCCUCUAUAGUCUCCUUCCUUGGAGGUGCCCGCUGGGGGUUUGCCCUUCCUGCCGGUAGUCCUGCUAAGCCUGACUGGAUGAACUUGGGAAACAGUGUGGUGCCUUCACUUCUGGCCUGGAUGGCACUGCUCUGCAGGGACAAUAUUGCAGAGGGAGCCCUGGUAGUAAUUAUGGGACUGGGUCUGUCUCUGCAUUAUGACCUGACCCUGCUGCCAGGCUACCCCUCCUGGUUCAAAGCCAUGCGUACUCUACUCACUCUGGUAGCCACCUUCUCACUGGUGGCUACCCUGACAAUUAAAAAAUUCUGCACUGAGAAGAAGAUUAAAGACUUUCAGAACUGAUUCAAGAGGACAGUUUGUACUUUGAGCCAUAUGGACUCAAUAAAAAUGUUUAAUUAGGCACAGCUGUGCCGACAA